Messenger RNA from Mucor mucedo, 1046 nucleotides. RefSeq lists its product as uncharacterized. The transcript has 4 exons. NCBI's taxonomy places the organism in Eukaryota, Fungi, Mucoromycota, Mucoromycetes, Mucorales, Mucoraceae. The coding region runs from base 30 to 1046 and encodes 338 amino acids. The record is from RefSeq and is a predicted model, not a curated record.
GAUUGGUGCGGAAUAACAUCUACAAGUGAAUGAAACGAUUAAAUUCUUCGAUUAAAGCCAGCGGACAGAAAUUGUAUACUUUAAACAAAAUGUUACACAGUCAAUCUAUUUCCGUAAAGCCCAAAUCACGAUUAGUAGUUUCAAACGAGCUGAGAGAAAGACUAAAGAAGGAUAUAGUGCUCGUACAAGGAAUAGAUCCCGGUAUUGUAACAACAGCUUCGAUCAAUUGUGUAAAAGCAGGUACUCUCUUCGAAUCGAUAAAUAGAUUUUAUAUGCUUGAAAAUGAAGUGUCAGAUAUCCAACACAGCCAAGUUUGUGAUUAUUCAUACGUACAUACCGCAAGCAAGGUGAAUGCAGCUGCUUUAGCUACAAAUCAUAGAAUAAAAAGAGAGAAAAGACAAAAAGAGGGAAAGACGGAAAAACCAAUUUCUCUGGAGAGGAAACGUGUGACAAGAAAGAUAAGGACUAAGCGUUAUCAUAAGAAGAAUUGCAGCAGAUACAGAUCUGGCAUGUUUAAAAGCCAUGUAUUAGAUGUAAGAGAAGGCUCAGUACUGACUUUUGUGGGGGAUUGGUCUAGAAAUGGGACAUACAUUCGAGGACAUGAACGAAGAAGCUUAGAUCCAGUUUUGAAAAGGCUUAAAUGUGUUGAAAAAGACGAAACAUUUAUUGUAGAUGAGUACAAGUCAACAGUUAACUGUAGCUCUUGCUUUGAGCCUACAACAAAACAAAUAAUACGGGUUUCACUUGUCGAAAAACUUCCAGCGCACCAGUCUGGCGACGUUGCGGUCUUCGGGUGUUCCCGACAACUAAAUUUAGCGGAUGUCCCCCAGACAUGUAUUCCGCAUCAUUUCCAAACACCCGUGAGCGCCAUGUGUUGGCACUCUCCUUACCAAGAAGACAACAAGUUCACACAAAUUAAGGGGGGAAUAGAGAAGCCUCAUCUACUCCUGUUAGCGGUAAAAUUAGAACAAAAGCUGUUAAAUAAACUGAAGAAAGAGAUAAAUAAUCGAGUCAUGAAAUACACGUUCCUUAAGAAACAAACCUAA